Zalophus californianus (California sea lion) is the source of this 2628-nucleotide messenger RNA. It is a transcript of the gene MAFA, whose product is annotated as MAF bZIP transcription factor A. Gene Ontology annotation, molecular function: DNA-binding transcription factor activity, RNA polymerase II-specific; RNA polymerase II cis-regulatory region sequence-specific DNA binding. Gene Ontology annotation, cellular component: nucleus. Lineage: Eukaryota; Metazoa; Chordata; Mammalia; Carnivora; Otariidae. The record is from RefSeq and is a predicted model, not a curated record. The transcript has a single exon. Gene Ontology annotation, biological process: retinal rod cell development; regulation of transcription by RNA polymerase II. Bases 345 to 1424 code for a protein of 359 amino acids.
ACGCGGGUGGAGCGCGGGGAGCCCGAGCAGCCCGAGGCGGCGGCCUCACUGCCACCCGCCCGGUCACCCGCCCGGCCGCCGACGAGGGGACAGGGAGCGCGGCCGGCCUGCGCCCCCUGGGGUGCGGCCGGGGCCACCCGAGAGCCCUGACCCGCGGCCUCCCCCGCGGCCGCCCCUAAGUUGACCGCGCGAAACUUUUCCCGGCGCGUCUGGGCGCCGCCCCCUCGCCGAGACCCGCAGCCGGUGGGGAGUGAAGGGGGGGGAGAGGCCCGCGGCUCCCCCCCCCCCCGCCGCCUCCCGUCGGGGCGCAGCCGGGCGCGGCGGCGGGGCCGGGGCCCCGGGCGAUGGCCGCGGAGCUGGCGAUGGGCGCCGAGCUGCCCAGCAGCCCGCUAGCCAUCGAAUACGUCAACGACUUCGACCUGAUGAAGUUCGAGGUGAAGAAGGAACCGCCCGAGGCCGAGCGCUUCUGCCACCGCCUGCCGCCCGGCUCGCUGUCCUCGACGCCGCUCAGCACGCCCUGCUCUUCUGUUCCCUCCUCGCCCAGCUUCUGCGCGCCCAGCCCGGGCACCGGCGGCGGCGGCGCGGGGGGCGGCGGCGGCGGCGCGGCGCAGGCCGGGGCCACCCCGGGGCCGACGAGCGGGGGCCCGGGCGCCGUCGGGGGCGCCUCGGGGAAGCCGGCGCUGGAGGAUCUGUACUGGAUGAGCGGCUACCAGCACCACCUCAACCCCGAGGCGCUCAACCUGACGCCCGAGGACGCGGUGGAGGCGCUCAUCGGCAGCGGCCACCACGCCGGGCACCACGGCGCGCACCACCCGGCGGCCGCGGCGGCGUACGAAGCUUUCCGGAGCCAGGGCUUCGGGGGCGGCGGCGGCGCGGACGACAUGGGCGCCGGCCACCAUCACGGCGCGCACCACGCUGCCCACCACCACCACGCCGCCCACCACCACCACCACCACCACCACCACGCCGGCGCGGCCCACCACGCCGGCGCGGGCCACGGCGGCGGCGGCGCGGGCCACCACGUGCGCCUGGAGGAGCGCUUCUCCGACGACCAGCUGGUGUCCAUGUCGGUGCGCGAGCUGAACCGGCAGCUCCGCGGCUUCAGUAAGGAGGAGGUCAUCCGGCUGAAGCAGAAGCGGCGCACGCUCAAAAACCGCGGCUACGCGCAGUCGUGCCGCUUCAAGCGGGUGCAGCAGCGGCACAUUCUGGAAAGCGAGAAGUGCCAGCUCCAGAGCCAGGUGGAGCAGCUGAAGCUGGAGGUGGGGCGCCUGGCCAAGGAGCGGGACCUGUACAAGGAGAAAUACGAGAAGCUGGCGGGCCGGGGUGGCCCCGGGGGCGCGGGCGGGGCCGGCUUCCCGCGGGAGUCCUCGCCGCCGCAGGCCGGGCCCGGCGGGGCCAAGGGCGCACCCGACUUCUUCCUGUGAGCGCCCGCCCCGAGCGUGCGCUGCCGCCGGGCAGACGCUUGGACUCCGCGGGCGGGCGGGCCCCGCGCGCCCCGCCGCAAGGUCCGCAGGCGCCGGACUGGAGGCCCCUGCCCACCGCGCGGCCGGCCGCGGCGCCCCGCGCCUUCCUGGCUCGCCGUCCGGACGUGGCCGCGACUCCUCUGCGCACGGAGCGCGGGGGUUCCCGGGAAAGUUGAGCCGGAGCGAACUUCCUCCCCGGAGUCUGCCUGUACAUAUGCCCAGCGGGGUCCUCCGCUCCGACGCCGCCCGCCCGCCUCUCCCUGGUCCGUCGUCCUUCUCGCGGCCUCCCCUUCCUUGCCCGUUUUUACUACUCCUUUUUAAAGCGACCUUAUUUUCGAAGUAUUUCUAUUUAUUUUGCUCGGUGAUUAGGAAAGAAAACCCCGGAGGAAGCUCCCUCGUUCCCGGCCGGGGUCCACCCUCGGACGUCCGCGUGUCCCAGCAUGUGUCGCUCGCUCGGAGGGGUCCGGUCCCUGCCUGCCCUCCUGCCCGCCUGCCCCCCACCCUGCCACCGGCGUCCCCUAGAGAUUGAAGCCAAGGAAUAUUAUCUAUGCUGUGUUCGGUCCUGCUGCCCUACUAUACUCACGGGGGGAGGGGGGUUGGGGGGGUCGCCGCGCUCUGCGGGUGGGGGCUGACCCGGACUCCCCUGCUGCUAUUUCUCUAUGCACCAGAUCGUAUUUAUGACUCCCGGGGAAAUAUAUCUUAUUUUAAUCUUCAAGAGAAGUGGAAGAAAAAAAAAAGUAAUGCACAGUAUUUCUAGCAAAAAAAAAAAAUUUUUUUUUUUUUUUUUUAAGAGGAGGUUUCAAUCUGAACCUCCUGGCAUGGGGGCGAGUGAAGAAAGUGUUUUUAUUUUCAUUUAAAUUGUUUCGUUUUGUUUGUGGAAUUUUUUUUUUUUUUUUUUUUUUUUUUUAAAGCCCAGUGGCUUUUUGGACUAGCCAGUGGGGAGAAGGUAGCGCAGCCCCUGGCCAGCCGAUCCCUGCAGGACGGCCAGGCCCCUGGCCUCCAGUGGGUCCUAUGCUCUUUCCAGGCCUGCUCCUGCCCGGCCCUCUGAGCAGGAGAUGCUCUAAGUCGUUGAAAGUUUUCUUGUGUUGUUGGGUUUUGUUGGAUAAUUUUUUCAUUUGCUAUGAAGCCGGAAAAAAGGGGGGAAAAAAAACACAAAAUAAAUCCG